GCUCCAGGCCUACGGGAACGGUUCAUGGGAGUGGCACCAUGGCAGGUGCAGGCCGGCACCAGAAAUUCGAACGGGCAAAAGUCCGCCCUCCCCUCGGAUCUCAUUCCUCCCUCCUACCCUCCGGCCCUACCUCCAUGACCACAGCAAAACCCUCUCAAGAAAAACCAAAAGAGCCCUGGAGCCUGGCGGACUUCGAGAUCGGCCGCCUCCUUGGCGAAGGCAAGUUCGGCAAAGUCUAUCUCGCAAGAGAGAAGCAGAGUGGGUAUGUUGUUGCCCUGAAAGUGAUAUUUAAAGCAAAGAUGGAGAAGUAUCGUUACCACGCCCACCUCCGGCGAGAGAUCGAGAUCCAGCACAGCCUCUCCCACCCCAACGUUCUCCGUCUCUAUGCCUGGUUCCAUGACGAGACUCGAAUUUUCUUGGUCCUCGAAUACGCCGCCGGCCGCGAGCUCUAUAAGUUGCUCAAGGACCUCAAGCACUUCUCCGAGAGGCGUGCCGCCACGUAUAUUGCAAGUCUCGCCAGGGCACUGGCGUACUGCCAUGAGAAGCAUGUAAUUCACAGGGAUAUCAAGCCUGAGAACUUAUUGCUGGACAUGGAGGGCCGUCUAAAAAUUGCAGACUUUGGAUGGGCUGUGCAGUCAAAUUCCAAGCGACGUACAAUGUGUGGCACCAUUGAUUACCUUGCCCCAGAAAUGAUUGAGAACAGAGCUCAUGAUCAUGCAGUUGAUAACUGGACGCUAGGUGUUUUAUGCUAUGAGUUCCUUUAUGGUGUUCCGCCAUUCGAAGAAGAUGACCAGAAAGCCACUUUCAGAAGGAUCAUGAAGGUCGACUUGAAUUUCCCUUCCAUACCUCUUGUGUCUGCUGAAGCAAAGGAUCUCAUUAGGAAGCUACUGGUGAAGGAUUCAUCUAAGAGGCUCUCCCUUCAGAAGAUCUUAGAACAUCCUUGGAUAGUCAAAAAUGCAGACCCGCCAGUACAGUAGCAGGCUGCAAGGUUAGAAGAUAAAGGCAUGUACGUUGAGAUUCGUGCAUUUAAAAUAACGAGAGUGGUAAGGUGAAGGCAGCAGUCAAUGGGCUAAGAAUUCUUUGCGAACUUUGCAGGAAUUGACCGUUCCCUUCCUGCAAUUUCUGUACGCUGUAUAUUUAACAUCGUUCAAUUUGCUUUCUGUUUAAUUGAAUUAUCUCUGGCCGCAUGUUGCUUUGUAUGUCAGGGGUGGCCAGCUCUUUGUACUGAGGUACAUGCUCGUUCCUACUGUAUUUCUCAUUUAACUACUAACAGGGUUACCAUAUUUAUAUACAGGGUCGGCACUCCUGAUGCUGAAUUGGCAAUUCAGACAUUGUCCACCUAUUUUUCCUACUAAUCUUUCACCUGGUAUUUGUUGUAAUUAAAUUAGUGGCAAGCCAUGGUGAUUUAAUAGAAAUUUAAAUUCUUU
Molecule: messenger RNA, 1427 nt
Organism: Phoenix dactylifera (date palm)
Lineage: Eukaryota; Viridiplantae; Streptophyta; Magnoliopsida; Arecales; Arecaceae
Product: serine/threonine-protein kinase Aurora-3
Biological process (GO): protein phosphorylation
Molecular function (GO): protein kinase activity; ATP binding
Source: RefSeq, a predicted model, not a curated record